Scheffersomyces coipomensis is the source of this 264-nucleotide messenger RNA. It is a transcript of the gene RPS21B, whose product is annotated as 40S ribosomal protein eS21. Gene Ontology annotation, cellular component: cytosolic small ribosomal subunit; ribosome. Lineage: Eukaryota; Fungi; Ascomycota; Pichiomycetes; Serinales; Debaryomycetaceae. The coding region runs from base 1 to 264 and encodes 87 amino acids. Gene Ontology annotation, biological process: endonucleolytic cleavage to generate mature 3'-end of SSU-rRNA from (SSU-rRNA, 5.8S rRNA, LSU-rRNA); endonucleolytic cleavage in ITS1 to separate SSU-rRNA from 5.8S rRNA and LSU-rRNA from tricistronic rRNA transcript (SSU-rRNA, 5.8S rRNA, LSU-rRNA); translation. The transcript is spliced from 2 exons. The record is from RefSeq and is a predicted model, not a curated record. Gene Ontology annotation, molecular function: structural constituent of ribosome.
AUGGAAAACGAUAAAGGUCAAUUAGUUGAAUUAUACGUCCCAAGAAAAUGUUCUGCUACCAACAGAAUCAUUAAAGCUAAAGAUCACUCUUCAGUUCAAAUUAACAUUGCCAAUGUUGAUGAAGAAGGUAGAGCCAUCACUGGUUCCAACACCACCUACGCUUUAUCUGGUUACAUCAGAGGUAGAGGUGAAGCUGAUGAUUCAUUAAACAGAUUAGCCCAACAAGAUGGUUUAUUAAAAAACGUCUGGUCUUACUCCCGUUAA